This is a messenger RNA of Cyclopterus lumpus (lumpfish), 2072 nucleotides long. It is a transcript of the gene cacnb4a, whose product is annotated as calcium channel, voltage-dependent, beta 4a subunit. The transcript is spliced from 14 exons. Gene Ontology annotation, biological process: neuromuscular junction development; chemical synaptic transmission; calcium ion transmembrane transport. Lineage: Eukaryota; Metazoa; Chordata; Actinopteri; Perciformes; Cyclopteridae. The record is from RefSeq and is a predicted model, not a curated record. Gene Ontology annotation, molecular function: protein binding; high voltage-gated calcium channel activity. Gene Ontology annotation, cellular component: voltage-gated calcium channel complex. The coding region runs from base 31 to 1614 and encodes 527 amino acids.
CCUCCGCCCUGGACCGACGAGCUGGCCGAGAUGUCCCGGCACAUCUACACCCGACACGGGAUGGAAGGGACGCAGAAGCCCGUGUUCCAGGCCAACAGAGGAACCUUCUCCAGACGCAGCCGGCUGAAGAGGUCCGACGGCAGCACCACCUCCACCAGCUUCAUCCUCAGACAGGGCUCAGCUGACUCCUACACCAGCCGGCCGUCGGACUCGGAUGUUUCCCUGGAGGAGGAGAAGGAGGGCCGGCAGGAGAGGGAGCAGCAGGCCACCGUCCAGCUGGAGAGGGCAAAGACUAAAGCCGUGGCGUUUGCCGUGAGGACCAACGUGAGCUACUGCGGCGCUCUGGAUGAGGACGUCCCUGUGGCCGGCACGGCCGUGUCCUUUGAUGCCAAAGACUUCCUCCACAUCAAAGAGAAGUACAACAACGACUGGUGGAUCGGCCGCCUGGUGAAGGAAGGCUGUGACAUCGGCUUCAUCCCGAGUCCUCUGAAGCUGGAAAACAUCCGACUGCAGCAGGAACAGAAGAGAGGACGCUUCCACGGGAAGUCCAGCGGGAACUCCUCCUCCAGCCUGGGAGACGCGGUGUCGGGCUCCUUCAAGCCGAACCCCAGCGCUGCAGGGAAGCAGAAGCAGAAGGUAGCCGAGCACAUCCCUCCGUAUGACGUGGUUCCCUCCAUGAGGCCGGUCGUCCUGAUCGGGCCGUCCCUCAAAGGUUACGAGGUGACGGACAUGAUGCAGAAGGCCCUGUUUGACUUCCUGAAGCACCGGUUUGACGGGAGGAUAUCCAUCACCCGGGUAACAGCUGACAUAGCGUUGGCCAAGAGGUCCGUCCUGAACAACCCCAGUAAGAGGGCCAUCAUUGAGCGAUCCAACACCCGCUCCAGCCUGGCGGAGGUCCAGAGUGAAAUCGAGCGUAUAUUCGAGCUGGCCAGGUCUCUGCAGUUGGUUGUGCUGGACGCAGACACCAUCAACCAUCCAGCUCAGCUCAUCAAGACCUCGUUGGCGCCCAUCAUCGUCCACGUCAAAGUGUCCUCUCCGAAGGUCCUCCAGAGGCUGAUCAAAUCAAGAGGGAAGUCUCAAAGCAAACACUUGAAUGUGCAGCUUGUUGCAGCAGAGAAACUAGCUCAGUGCCCUUCUGAAAUGUUUGAUAUUAUUCUGGAUGAGAACCAGCUUGAAGACGCCUGUGAACAUCUGGCAGAGUACCUGGAGGCUUACUGGCGUGCUACACACACUUCCCUUAGCACGCCACUCAACCCCCUGCUGGGACGCAACCUGGGCUCCACCGCUCUCUCCCCGUAUCCUGCUGCCAUUCAGGUGAAGCUGGCACCUGUUGUUUUCUCUCUCAAACAGGUCCAAAGAAACCGCAACAGUAACCACACAACAACGGACCUUUCCCCCAUAGAGCGCCAUAGCCUGAUGCCCGCCGAUGAGAACUACCAUAACGAGCGAGCGCGGAAAAACCGCAACCGCCUGUCCUCGGGCUCACAGCACAGCCGGGACAACUCGCCCCUGGUGGAGGAGGACUACCAGGACCCCUACCAGGAUGCAUACAAGCCUCAUCGUAACCGGGGGUCCCCGGGCGGCUUCGGCCAGGACUCACGGCACCGACACUGAGCUGUUGGCCUGCUUGUCUUUCUCAAACCUACCAACCGUGGGCAGAAGAGUUUGAGGCGGCCUUGCUGUAACUAAACUACGCUACUACUUAUUUGGACUUCCUUGUGUCGAUGUAGUGCCUCGUUUUCCAUUCGGCCUUCUGCCAAAUGAGCAUUUGUACCUAAAAAUAUGGACUGAAAGUAGCACAAGAGUGGAACAGACCCAAUCUUCCCCGUGAAGAGUGAGGGGAGUUCACCAGUGAUAGUGUGCGUUGUUGGCUCUCCUGGACCCUCUCAGCUGUUACAGUAGCACACAGGUAGCACUGUGAUUACAGGUGACUAGCCAGUGUCCUGUGAUCAGCCAGCUCGGUAUCAUUGCACAUUGUGAAAUAGUCACAAAUCUAUUAGUUUUGCCUAAAGGGACACGAAUUGUAAUGUUUUUUUACUUGUCACUCAGGACGAAAAUGAUGCCAAUGGAAA